This is a messenger RNA of Tripterygium wilfordii, 372 nucleotides long. RefSeq lists its product as uncharacterized. The transcript is spliced from 3 exons. The coding region runs from base 1 to 372 and encodes 123 amino acids. NCBI's taxonomy places the organism in Eukaryota, Viridiplantae, Streptophyta, Magnoliopsida, Celastrales, Celastraceae. The record is from RefSeq and is a predicted model, not a curated record.
AUGUUAGAACCACAGAUUCCUACUCCCGUGACAAUUAUUGAUCUGACCAAGAAUCAAAACUUCUUGGCAAAUCGCUUGAAAAGGGUCCUCCCUUCGCUGGUCUCGAAAUCUCAGAGUGCCUUUGUUCCUGGAGGACUGAUUUUGGAUAAUAUUCUUAUGGCUUUUGAGAUUAUGCACCAAAUGAAAUCUCGUUCCCACGUUAACUGCUUCUGGGUGGAGUGGGAUUUUCCUAGGCUACUGAUGCUGAAGAUGGGCUUUCUGGAGAAAUGGGUUCAGCUGGUUAUGGCAUGUGUCUUCGGUCUCGUAUACUGUAAUGAUGAAUGGGUCUCCCCGUGGUCACAUUUUGCCGGGACGAUGACUUCGCCAAGGUGA